ACGGUGAGGGACUGAGCUGAACGUUCAGCAGCAGGCGGAGAGAGAAGAGCUCAACUAGAGAGCGAGCGAUAAACACGAGACGCGAGCGAUAGCUGUAAACCAUUAUUCACCCAGUUGAAUGAAUCUCUGCCCGCAACAAAUUACAGGACCGCGUUUCCUUCGACAAGGAACUUCGUGCUUUUGCUCUGCCCCCCUUCAUAAACGCAGGACGGGUAUAAAAUAUUAGCUUGCAUGAGAAAGGCUCCAAGGAAGAGACCGAGAAAGAGAGACGCAUGAGGAAAGUUUUCCUACGCAAAAACAAACUGGACGGAACUGUGCAGAAAUCGUGACGCAUAAGCCAUGCACUGGUCGUACAGCGUGGGAUAGUUCUUCUGUUGUCGUUCAUUUGAAGGAAAUGCCUUUUUGGUGGCUUUCUUCAACCUCCACCAAAGUUUAACGACAGGAAGGCUUUAUUAUUCUAUUCGACAGAAAGCGCGUAAUUCCGAACGCAACCUUCUUGCGCGCGUUUAGAGCCGCUGUUUUCUCCUGUUGUCAUUUGAUCGUUUCGCUCUUCCACGUCGUUUAGUUUUGGGGGACUGGGGGUGGGUUGGAUAUAUAUUUUUUCACUUUUCCUACAUGGCCUCUUCCAGGAUGUAUCUUCUUGUGAAAUGUAUGCUGAUCUCCCAACUUGUGCUCUUAAUCGCGAGGAACAGUCGAGCACUCAUAUGUCUGCCCUGUGAUAAGUCCAAAUGUGAGGAGCCCAAGCACUGUACCGGUUCGGUGGUGCUGGGAAUCUGCGGCUGCUGUUCGGUUUGCGCCAAGCAGAAAAACGAGAGCUGCGGUGGCGUUUACGGACUGUACGGGACCUGCGACCGGGGGCUCCGGUGCGUGAUUAGACCCCCGCUAAACGGCGGCUCUAUCACGCAGUAUGAGGUCGGAGUUUGUGAAGAUGAAAACUGGGAUGACGACCAGCUCUUGGGCUUUGAGCCAUGCAAUGAAAACCUGGUUACGGGCUGUAACAUCAUUGAUGGGAAGUGUGAAUGUGACAGUGUGCGAACAUGCAACAACCCAUUUGAGUUUGCUAGCCAGGAUGCCUGUCAGACGGCCCUGCAGAAGAUUGAAGAGGAAAGACCAGACUGUUCCAAGGCGAGGUGUGAGGUGCAGUUUUCUCCACGAUGCCCUGAGGACUCCAUUUUAAUUGAGGGCUAUGCUCCACCGGGUGAAUGUUGCCCUCUGCCCAGCCGCUGCGUGUGCAGCCCAGCCGGGUGUUUGCGGAAAGUUUGCCAGCCUGGGCACCUCAACAUUCUAGUAUCCAAGAGCUCAGGCAAGCCUGGGGAGUGCUGCGACCUCUACGAAUGCAAGCCAGUGUUCAGCGUAGACUGCAGUACAGUAGAGUGUCCACCAGUGAAACCUGUCCAGUGUCGAGCCGACAGUUAUGAGACUCAGGUCAGACUGACAGCGGAUGGCUGCUGCACCCUUCCUACCAGAUGCGAGUGUUUGCCUGGCCUCUGCAGCUUCCCACAGUGCCCAGCGGGGACUUCCCCUCAGGUCAUGUCCCAUGGAGACGGAACACCUGGGAGGUGCUGUGAUGUGUUCCAGUGUGUCAACGAGACAAAGGCGGCCUGCACUUUUAAUGGAGUGGAGUACCACGAUGGCGACAUGUUCAGGAUGGACUCCUGUCGCUUUUGCCGAUGUCAGGGUGGAGUAUCCGUGUGCUUCACGGCGCAGUGUGGCGUCCUGCAUUGCGAACGCUACUACGUACCCGAAGGAGAAUGCUGUGCCGUCUGUGAAGACCCUGUGUACCCAGUACUGAAUUUCGCUGGCUGCUACGUGAACGGGCAGAUCCUGGCUCAUGGAGACCAUUGGCGUGAAGACGACUGCACCUUCUGCCAGUGUGUGAGUGGAGAAGCUCGCUGUGUGGCGGCCGCCUGCGGCCACAGCUGCCUAAACCCUGUUACAGUGCCAGGAGAGUGCUGCCCCGUGUGCGAGGAGCCCACAUACAUCACGAUGGCGCCCCCUGCCUGCGGCUCGCUGGACAACUGCACGCUGACAGAAAAAAGCUGCCUGCAUGGAUUCCGGUCGGACUCCGACGGCUGCCGCACGUGCAGCUGCAGAAACAGAGAAGAGCUGUGCAGCGCUCUAAUUGCCAGCUGCACUCUCAAAUGCCCUUUUGGCUUCCAGGCUGACGUCCACGGCUGUGAUGUUUGCCAGUGCCGCCCACGUCACAAGAAGUGCAAAGCUGUGUCCUGUGUCAAGAACUGCCCGUUCGGCUACAUCAAGAACAAACAUGGCUGUGACACCUGCCGUUGUAAGAAAUGCCCAGAGCUACCAUGUGACAAGUCCUGUCCAAUGGGCUUCCAGCACGAUGAGUUGGGCUGUCUGACAUGUCAGUGUAGAGAUCAGAGCUCAUCAUCUGUGGCUCCAACAGUGAAACUGGGAUCCUGCUUGUCUAUGGACGGCCGGAGGCACGAGAACGGCCAGAGUUGGCAUGAUGGCUGUCGGGAUUGUUACUGUCAUGCUGGGAGAGAAAUGUGUGCCCUUAUAUCGUGCCCUGUGCCCUCCUGUGACAACCCUACCAUACGGACCGGCCACUGUUGCCCUACAUGCCCAGAAGAGUCCAGUUCACAUAAACCAGAGCUCAGCGAGGCAUCAGUGUGUUUGGCCCCGGGCGGGGAGUACUUUGUGGAGGGAGAGACAUGGAACAUUGACUCCUGCACUCAGUGUACCUGCCACAGCGGCCGCGUGCUCUGUGAGACGGAGGUGUGCCCGCCCCUGCUCUGCCACAAUCCAAUCAGAACACAGGAUUCGUGCUGCCCUCACUGUCCAGAUGAUCCAGUCACUCCUCAGACGCCCAGUAAUGACAGUAUGCCCGGUUACUGCAGGAAUGAGGAGGGUGACAUCUUCCUGGCUGCUGAGUCCUGGAAGCCUAACGUCUGCUCCAGCUGCGUUUGUCUGGACGGAGCCAUUAGCUGCUUCUCUGAGUCAUGUCCACCGGUCAACUGUGCCCGGCCUGUGCUCAGAAAGGGCCAGUGUUGCCCCUACUGUCUAGAUGCCACACCAAGAGCCGUGUGUCAUUUCAAUGGAAAGACGUACAUGGACGAAGAGCGAUGGGACAUUGACAGCUGCACUCAUUGCUACUGUCUACAAGGCCAGACCCUGUGCUCGACUGUCAGCUGCCCCGCCUUACCCUGCCAUCAGCCAAUCACUGUGGAGGGCAGCUGCUGCCCCAUGUGUCCAGAGACUUAUGCUCCCACAAAUGUGCCCAUUGAGAAGACAGACCUAAGAGGAGACAAGCAAAAACAUCAACCAGCCUGGCCCACUCACAGCGAAAAUGAUAUCAUGCCACAGUUCAGAGGUGAAUUUGGGAGUCUCCAGAUGCCAUACUUAGAUGGCAAGACGCCAUUGCCACAUGAGAAUGCUGGUUUGCACUGGGCCUGGGUGGCACUGCCCAUACUAAUGAUGAUGCUCACUAUCGCCGCCCUGCUGUUGGUCAACCAGCGUAAGCAGUGGAUCCCUGUUCCUUGCUACCACACACCCACAAAGCCCACGUGUCUCAAUAACCAGCUGGAGUAUGUGGACUGUCAGAAGAGGACGAAAGUCCAGGUGGACAGCCCCCAACGCAUGCUCCGCAUUGCAGAUCCAGACUCAAGAUACAGCGGCUACUACAGCAUGCAGAAACCCAACAACCUGCAGGCUGACAACUUCUACCAGACGGCGUGAGAAACGGGAGAGCGAGAGAGAGUGAGUGAUCGAGAAAGAGAGAGACUGAGCCCGUGUUCGGCUGCUUAAACCUCUGCGGCACACGAACACUCAUAAAAACUAUAGAGACAGAUAAAGCCGUCAAUUCAAGCGGACAGAGAAGAGACCCUGGUAAACAAUUAUAAUAUUCACUUAAGUCACUCCGAGCAAGAAAAUACAGUAUAUAUCACACGUCAACACCCGAAAGUUUCACCGGGAGCAAGAAGCGGCACCUAUGUAACCGAACCAAACAUUAACCGGGUGUUAUUGGUAAAUUGGAGAAGACUCUUCCGGAGUAUUUUUGUGAUAGGUUGAGCAUCUUUUUUUGUGUGAGUGUGAGAUAUUGUGGCUGUUCAGGCACAAGUUGAAGGUAGUUGUGAAGUGAUUAGGACGACCGGGGUGGGGGGUUUUUUGUUUGUUUUUAAACAAUAUUUUUACUGCAUUCCUACGUUUUGUCGGAAAAGAGAGAAAAGAGCGAAACAUUUGACUGGUGCUUGUGUGAACACAAGGCUGAACCAAAGCUUCUCUGUCUGAGGUACCUGAUACGCCCAGAGAGGGCGCUGUGGGACGCUCACCUUCCCGAGACAGAGGAGACGCUGGACUGUGUAGAGAAAAGAGAGAAAAGAAAGGCGAGUUUUUGUGGGAGAUGCUACUGUAAGAUUUUGAUUUCCCCAGUGCUGUGGAUGAAUUCGACCGAGCCUUUUUUUGCUCUUAAAAGACAAAUGGAAGAUAAUGGAGUAAGCUACUCUGUGGACAGUAGAUCUUCCUGCUAGAUGAUGGAGGUGUGGUGUCUCUAUGUUGUAAUUCUGCUUACGUGUAUGAGCGUUUUCCCAUUUAACCAUCCAAACACCAUUUGUUCUUUCUCUCACAACCAAGGGCAGAUUGACUUACACUCCUAGCAAAUAUAUAUAUUUUACCGAAACAAGUUGUGAAGGGAGAGAGUAAACGCGAGAACAUAGCGAUAGUGGUUUGGAUUUGAGGCUAUGCUUUACAAGUGCUGCUUUUUUUGCUUUGAUUCUUCAAACCUCAUUUUGUAGGCAUCAAAACCAGUAGCGUCCUUAAGGAAACAUUUACCAUCAAAAUCAAUCAAUCAAUGGGCCUCUUUUGUCAAACACAAGUGGAACAAAUUUUUGUGUCAAUUGUUUGCGAAACCACCCUUAUGUAAGUUGACAGGUUAUGCAAGAAUGGUUUUACAAACGGUUAUUAUAUAUUAGUAGUUCUGUGAACGAUUACACGAAAUUACUACAUUGUCGUUAAUCUAGAUUUUUUAUGAACUAUUACUACAUAAUGGUAGUUCUAUGAACGAUUAACACAAACAUUAUGAAAAUUUUUUUACACCAUUUAUACAUAAACUUGGUCUGUAUGUGUUUUUUAAAUGAGGCCCAAAAAUCUAAUCGAGUUGGUACAGGGGGUUUGCGACAAACGAACAUGUUUUUCAUUUUCUUUAUUUGUACUUUUUCACAAAACUGCCUCCCUUUCAGAAAACUUCCUAAUGUUACUAAGGCACCUUUGUUCUGUUUUUCAACGACAAAUUUGGCUUCAAAACUCCAAAACUAUUAUAGCGGCGUAUAUGUACAUAUUAAUGCUAAACUGAAAAGAUAUUUUGUGAUUAUAUAUGUACGUGUGUAUGUAUGUGUUGGCAUGUACGUACAAGUGCGUACGCACACAUGACUUCUCUUCGAUCUGUAAGGUUCCUAGUUCAUUUUCCUAAUGAAUGUAUUUAUGAUUGAGAAAAAAUAUAAGACGGCAAAUUGAGGAUGACAGGCUUUCUGUUGCCUUUUUUGUUUGACGUUAAUUUAAAAAAGCACAGAUGAUGAUGAUACGGAAAGAUAGACAAACAUCUCAUUCUAUCCUUUUUUGUGUAUUUUUUCCCCCAGUUUUCUCUGAUCAUAGAGCUUUGCUCUUCAACAAGUUGGCUUUGUUUUGACAGGCUUUCAAGUCAAAUCCAUUUUGUUUAUUGAAAAUUGAACAGCGAAGAUGUGAAAUGCAAUUUGCUAUGUAGUUAUUAAGCGCACAGCACAUGGCAUCAUUGCUGUAGCAAAAGGAUUGGAGUGUGAACUAUCAGUCCUUAAGUUUAUUUUUAAAAGCAAAUUUAAUUCAAAGCCAUGUCACAUUGCCAUGUUAAGCGACGAAGCUCUCGUUUCGUUAUUCCUUGUUAUGAUUCCUUACAGGUGUCAGAACUACUGGAAUGUAGAUGGUUGAAGUGAGGGGGUGGGCAAGGUGAGGGCGGGGCAAUGGGAGGGCAGAGGGGUGGGGACUGUAGCUAUGUGAUAGUUUGUCUUGGUUGUAUCUUUAUCUGUAUGUGAUAUUGUUUGUAGAGCUGUACAACUUGGCACUUUUAUAUAUAGAGAGAAAAUCAACAUAUAGUAUGCGUUUCUUUUUCUUUUUUUACAAACCUGUUUAAUACAAAAAUUUGCCCUUGAUUUUUCCCGAAAACCUUGUAGAACCCUGUGCAGGGUUUAUUGGGUGAAUCUCAUGAAAUGUGUCCGCCCCUAAAUCAAACGAAAAAAUGGAAUAAAAAUAUUAUAUUUUGCAUCAAAAAUGAAA
Triplophysa rosa is the source of this 6264-nucleotide messenger RNA. RefSeq names its product cysteine rich transmembrane BMP regulator 1 (chordin-like) (gene crim1). The coding region runs from base 616 to 3699 and encodes 1027 amino acids. The transcript is spliced from 17 exons. Lineage: Eukaryota; Metazoa; Chordata; Actinopteri; Cypriniformes; Nemacheilidae. Gene Ontology annotation, molecular function: serine-type endopeptidase inhibitor activity; protein binding. The record is from RefSeq and is a predicted model, not a curated record. Gene Ontology annotation, cellular component: extracellular region.